ACAACUUAAAGAAGUAAUAACGUAAUCAUAAAUUCUCCAUGAUUUCCUCUCUUCCAAUCACCAAUUUCCCCCUCAAAACAAACCCUCUUUCAUUUUCAAUCCAAUUCAUAAUUUCAAAACAAUUCCAUAUCUUCUUACAAUUUCAAAUCCGCUGCAAUUCUGUUACGUUACAACAAUGGAAAGCCGAAGAACCAUGACGAUGAACUGGGACGGAAUAGAAGACCUCGACGACGAUGACGACGUUUUCUUCGACGCUUCUUCAUCGUCCGACGAAGAAGAAUCAUUCGAAGACACCAGCAUGUCAUUCACCGAUUCCUCCAUCUUCUCCGAGUUCCACUCGGGCAAAUACGACAUGUGGAUGACCACACCUGAAUCCAUCUCCGACAGACGACGUCGUCUCCUUCAAGGCAUGGGCUUAGGCACCAAUGAAGAAGAUCUUUUUAACAGACCUCCUGCCACACCAAUAUUAUCGCGUAAAACGGAUAUUCCUCCUCCUGCGAACGUAUGUUCGCAGGAGGAGAAAGACUCCUUGUCCCCGGUUUCUGUCUCUCCAAAAUAUGCUGACAAGGAUGAGACGACAGAAGCCGAAGGCGAAUGCGAGUGCCAUCCGGUCAUUUCGGUUAUUUCGGAUGGGAUACUAAUGCGGUCGAGAUCCGAUGGUAGUAUAAACACAUCGGUUGGUGAUGCUAAAAAGAGGAAAGAAGAGAUUAUUGGCUCAGUGUCGAAGCAACGGUUAACGCGGACGUCAUCGUGGUUUGCCAACCCGCUCAUUGCGUUGUCGUCGUUUAAAAGAGGACAGCAGAGGAGGAUUUUCGUGGCGAAGGAGCAUACGGAUGAUAGUGAUGACACGAAUGGGGUGGGGAGACAAGAGUCGAUUUUGGUGAUUAAGAAUUUCGAUACGGGGAAGGAGUUUAUGGUUAAGGAGUCGAAUGUGGAUGGGGAAGGGGAUUGGAAUAAGUUGAGUGAUGUGGAGACGGGGAAGGAGAUUACGACGGAGGAGUUUGAGAAGAAUGCAGGGCGAUCGCCGAAGGUGAAGGAGUUGUCGGCGAAGGGGGGUAGCGAUGAUCGGAAGUUGAGGCGUGGGAAUUCGUCGUUUCAGAAGAGUUUCAAGAAAAGUAAGAAGAAAGGGGCUGCAUUGUUUAAGAACAUGAAGUUGGGGUCGAUAGGUGGGUCGAAGACGGAUAAGGAAAGGGGUUCGAUGAUGAGUGCUUCGCCUUCGAUGAAAGAUGGUAAUGCAGCAUCGACAUGUGAGCAAAAACCGUCUUCGCAAUGGGUGAAAGCACGAGUUCAUGGGAAGCCGUAUAAGGAGUUUACAGCAUUGCAUAGGAGUCAAGAGAUUAAGGGUCAUGAAGGAUCGAUUUGGACGAUGAAGUUCACGCACGACGGGCAUUAUCUGGCGACUGCCGGUGAGGAUAAAGUGAUUCAUAUAUGGGAAGUGCAAGAAUUCGAUGUAAGGGCGAUGCAAGGUGGAGAUGAUUCGAGUUCAGCUGGUAGUACGCCAGCUCACCCGAUGGCUAUGGUGGCUAGUCCUGACUGUAGGCCACCGUUGCCCGAUUCAACGACAGAGAAGAAGAAGAAAGCGAAGAAAAAGAAAGCGAUUCCGGACUAUGUUCAUGUGCCCGAAACUGUUUUCGGGUUGUCGGAAACGCCGUUUUGCACCUUGAAUGGUCAUCUGGAUGAUGUCCUGGACCUAUCCUGGUCAAAAUCUCAGCUCUUGCUUUCAUCUUCAAUGGACAAGACAGUAAGGCUAUGGGAUAUUAAGACCACGGACUGUUUGAAGCUGUUUUCUCAUACCGAUUACGUGACUUGCAUUCAGUUCAAUCCGGCUGAUGAUGACUACUUUAUAAGCGGUUCACUAGACGCCAAGGUUAGAAUCUGGAACAUUCCAGACAGACAUGUCACGGACUGGAUUGAUCUGCAUGAAAUGGUAACCGCUGUUGGCUAUUCUAGCGACGGCAAGGUUUCGGUUGUUGGUUCUCAUAAAGGGAUCUGUCGAUUUUACAACACUGCGGAUUGCAAGCUUGAGCCUAAGGAUCAAGUUGAAUUGAAAACUAAAAAGAAGCCACAGCCUAAGAAGAUAACCGGUUUUCAGUUUUCCACAUCGAACCCAUCUGAAGUACUCGUGACAUCAGCCGAUUCGAGGGUUAGGAUCUUAGACGGAACAAAACUCGUUCAGAAAUACAAAGGUUACAAGAACAUUAACAGCCAAUUUUCAGCUGAUUUUAGUCCCGAUGGGAAAUACAUAAUCAGUGCUAGCGAAGAUUCGCAAGUAUACGUUUGGAGGCACGAAGAACCCAAAGCGAAACACAAACAUCCAAUCAUUAAAUCUUACGAACACUUCCCUUGUAAAGAAGUUUCCGUUACAGCACCAUGGCCCGGAAUCAGCAAACUCGAACAGCCAUUUGUCGCAAUGCAUUCCAAAAAACACGCAAAAAAGUCCCUCACCACACUCCCACCACUGGGCGCCGAUGACAGUGGCCAAAGCAAACGAUCUGCAUCGCCGCUGCCACCGAUUCCUAAAAAGAGUAAUCCCUCAACGGAUAACGCUGAAGACACAGACCACCAAGCUCAUGCUGACUCUAGCGUAGGGCCGUGUGAGUCAUUCAGCUCAGCAGCCACCGGUUCAUCGGGCAGGCUUGAUGAAAUGGCAUCACCUUCACCGAGCACCAUGUCAUCUCCAGGGUGGGGUAGUAACCAUGGUAGUAGCCAUGGUCAUAAGACCAUCCAAGCAACAGCAUGGGGGUUCGUGAUCGUGACUGCAGGCUUGGGUGGUGAGAUCACUGUUUUUCAAAAUGUGGGUCUGCCGUUUAAGGUUGGCCGCUUGUAAUAGGUUUUACUUGUAUAUAAUGAUUCUUUGUCGGGUCUUUUGUAUGCUGAGGCCUGUCUAGUCGGUUAAAAGAUUCAUUGUCAACCAAGAAAUUUGCUAGUCGGGAGGACUUUAACAAAUUAGUAGCUCCCAGAUUCGAACAUUCUAUGUUAGAUUCUGUAUUGAGAAA
This is a messenger RNA of Helianthus annuus (common sunflower), 2996 nucleotides long. Its product is annotated as WD repeat-containing protein 44. The record is from RefSeq and is a predicted model, not a curated record. Bases 176 to 2827 code for a protein of 883 amino acids. The transcript is spliced from 7 exons. NCBI's taxonomy places the organism in Eukaryota, Viridiplantae, Streptophyta, Magnoliopsida, Asterales, Asteraceae. Gene Ontology annotation, molecular function: protein binding.